AUGCCCAGUCGAUGUGGAAGUCCAGCACUAGCAUAUCACGCACAAGAAAACAACCACCCAUUGAGGAGAGAAAGAGACAUGGCGGACCUGGUUGUUGGGUUGGCCAAGUCAGUGGUGGAGGGGGCAUUGACCAAGGCCCAGGCGGCCAUCGAAGAAGAGGCCAAGCUUCGGCAGAGCACGCAGCGCAACCUAGUGUUCAUCACCGAUGAGUUUGAAAUGAUGCACUCAUUCCUCAAGGUGGCGGACGAGGAGCGCCUAGAGAACAAGGUGGUGAUAACAUGGGUGAGGCAGAUCCGCGAGCUGGCCUACGACGUGGAAGACUGCAUCGAGCUCGUCAUCCACCUCGAUAAAAAGAGCAGGUGGUGGCGGCGCGUGGUGCCGUCCUGGUGCAUGGCGCUGCCGCUGCCGCUUGAUGAGGCGGCCGGCGAGAUCGAGCAGCUCAAGGCGAGGGUGGAGGACGUGAGCACCAGGAACGCGCGCUACAAACUCAUUGGCGACACUGGCUCCAAGCCCUUCACCGUGCAGCAGGAGCCGGUGGCAUCCGCCGCCACUGCGACCGCGGCUGACAUGCUCGCCGAGGCAAGGGGCGCCACCAAGAGGCAUCAAAGAGUCAGUGAUCUCACCCGGCUGAUCACCGAGAAGCAGGACUACAAUGGACUCCAUGUGAUAUCGGUUUGGGGUGCAGCCGGCGACCAUGGGACGACAUCCAUCAUCAGGAAGGCCUACAACCACCCAGAGAUAUGCCAAGACUUCCCAUGCCGCUCCUGGGUGAAAAUGAUGCAUCCUUUCAGUCCCCACCAAUUCAUGCGCAACAUGAUGGCUCAGUUCCAUGCAAGCUCUUGCAUGGAACAAAGAGCAACCAGAGGCAAGGAUGUCUUUAAGAAGAUGGAGGCCACUCAGGAAGAUCUCUUCUGUGAGUUCGAGGACCUAAUCAGAGAUAAGAGGUACCUCAUCGUCUUGGAAGGCCUGUCACACAUGGCAGAUUGGGAUGCUAUCAGGGCAUUCCUUCCUGAGAUGACAAAUGGCAGCUGGGUCAUCGUGUCAACUCAGCAAUCCGAAAUAGCAACCUUAUGCAUUGGUCACUCAUACCAGGUGGUGGAGCUCCGAAAGUUCUCGGACAAGCACUCUGUUUGUGCCCUCUACAAGGCUUCUCAAGGCGAUGGUGAUAAAGACAAGAACCCAAUGGGUUUUAAUGGGGGUGAAGAUAAAGGCAAAGAACCAAUGGCUUCUCUGAAGAAAAUCUUGUCACUUCAGAAGGAAGCAAAGGAAUGGAAGGACAAGAAUGAUGGCCUUGUUGGACGCGAGUCGCAAAUGACUGAACUCGUUAAAUGUUUAACUGAGGCACGUGUCAACUCUCGUCCAGUUAUGUCUGUAUGGGGGAUAGCUCAAGUUGGGAAAUCAGCCCUUGUCAAGAAAUUGUUCUAUGACACAGUGCUUCAGCUUCAGGGUGGCAAGUAUGACGAUUAUUAUUGGGUGGAUAUAUCCCAUCCAUUUAAUAUGAGGGACUUGUAUCUGACCUUACUUUCAGAUUUUCAUUCUGACAAAGACCCUACUGAAGAGUGUCACCGUCUUCUGAGGAAAGGUUGGUGCCUCAUUGUUAUUGACGAUCUCCGGUCCACAAAGGAUUGGGACAUGAUACAAGCUGCCUUGGUAUCCAAACAUCUUAAGAGCGUUGUCAUUGUCAUUACAACUGAUCGAACCAUCGCCGAAUAUUGCACAAAUAAUGAAGAUCUCGUGUUCAAUGUCAAGGCUCUAGAAGCUGAUGCCGCCUUUCAUCUCUUCAAAAACCAGGUACUUGAGAAGAGUUCACCAUACCCUUUGAAGGAUCCAGAGGCGCGUGUAAAAUAUCUUGUUUCAAAGUGUGGCGGUCUUCCCAAAGUAAUAUCUGCUAUAGCUGUGUUACUGGCCAUGAAGACAAACAAAAGGAAGGAAACUAUACAUUCUUUGAAUGAAAGAUUUAUGCAUCAUCUGGAGACCGAUCCUGAGUAUGACAAUCUACAAGAUCUAUUUGCCUGGAUGCAAUCUUACUUCCGUACUUGUCCCGAUGAACUCAAGCCAUGUAUCUUCUACUUGUCCAUUUUUCCUCAAGAUCAAAUCAUUCGGCGGAGGCGACUGGUAAGGCGGUGGAUUGCAGAGGGCUACUCCAGGGACAGCCAGAAUGAAUCUGCCGAGGAGAAUGGGGAGAAGCACUUCUCUGAGCUCCUUGAACUGAGCAUAAUCCAGCAGAUAUCGUCGUCCUCAUCUGUCAACAGCUCUGCAUUCAGUGUGGACGUCGUUAGGAUGGUUAUGUGCCAGGUGAAUGGUUUCAUCCGAGAGUACGUCGUGUCACGGCGUUUGGAAGAGAAUCUUGUGUUUGAACUGGGUGGCAAAUGUGCUCUAACCACCCAACGCACCGGGCGUCACCUUGUCAUAUUGGAUAACUGGGAAAGAGAUGGCAUUGUGUUCGCGACCAUGGACUUCUCUAGGCUACGGUCACUAACAGUGUUUGGAUUGUGGAAGUCAUUCUUCAUCUCUGAAAGUAUGAAGAUGCUUCGGGUGCUUGAUCUAGAGAAUUCAGAGGCUUUAAAUGAUGGUGAUCUUGACAAGAUACUGGAGUGGUUGCGUCGCCUCAAGUUCCUCUCGUUGCGAGGGCACACUGAGAUCAAACAUGUACCAGGUUCAUUACAUCAUCUGAGGCAGCUCCAGACACUCGAUGUGAGAGGCACCUCAAUAACCACCCUGCCACGGAAGAUCACCAAGUUACAAAAACUGCAGUACAUUCGUGCGGGGACUAUGGGCUUGAAAUCACCAGUUUCGUCCGGCUGCUCCAGCUGGUUGCCUGAGUUCUGCAGAUGUCAUCGUCCUACAAUCAGUGUUGAGGUGCCCACAGAGAUUGGUGAAGUCACUGAGUCCACGGGCUUGAAACCACCAGUUUCAUCCGGCUGCUGCAGCUGGUUGCCUAAGUUAUGCAGAUGUCAUCGUCCUACAAUCAGUGCUGAGGUGCCCACACAGGUUGGUGAAGUGAUCGAGUCCACGGGCUUGAAACCACCAGUUUCGUCCGGCUGCUACAGCUGGUUGCCUGAGUUCUGCACAUGUCAUCGUCCUACAAUCAGUGUUGAGGUGCCCACAGAGAUUGGUGAACUGAUUGAGUUGCACACACUUGGUGUUAUCAACAUCACUGCUUCAGGCGCAAAGAAAACUGUGAAAGAGCUCAAGAAGCUCACCCAACUGCGCAAGCUCGGGGUGUCUGGCAUUAACUGGAAGAACAACAGCAUCUUUUUCUCUGCAAUCAAAUAUCAUGCCCAUCUGGAGUCCUUGUCAGUUUCACUUGACAAGGACACCACCCGAGGUUGUUGCUUCAUCAGAAAGGACAACAACAGUCAAGGUUGCUUGGAUGACAUGGACUUCCUGCCUGGUAAAAACCUUCGGAGCCUUAAACUGUUUGGGCUUGAAGAUAAGUUGCCGAAAUGGAAGGAUGGGCAGCUUGAAAAGUUUGAAAAGCUCACAAAGCUGGAGCUGGAGAUGGCCUCUUUACCAGAAGAUGUCAUAAGGCUCGUUGACAAGCUUCCAGAACUACGUAUUCUUCGUGUCAAGCUGCGUCAAGCCGGUGAGCUCAAUUUCUGUGUCAUGGUGAAUGAAUUCGAGGCCGACUCCUACAAAAAGAUCAAGAUUCUCGAGAUUUCCUGCCCCGAAAGUUUGCCUGUGAGUGUGACUUUUGGAUCAUCAACAAUGAAAAACCUUGAGCUGCUCAAGGUUGAGUGCUACGGUGGGUCACCGCGUUAUGAGUUCAGUGGCCUGGGAGACCUAGAAGAACUCAAGGAAAUCGUGCUUGUUAAUGGCUCCAACGCCCAAGCACUGAAGCAACAACUCGAUGACCAGCUUGCCAAGGAGCACCCGAAAGAAAAGAAGCCUGUCGUGAAGCUGCUCGUCCUGAAGGGUCAUCAAUCAUAG
This is a messenger RNA of Triticum turgidum subsp. durum (durum wheat), 3930 nucleotides long. NCBI's taxonomy places the organism in Eukaryota, Viridiplantae, Streptophyta, Magnoliopsida, Poales, Poaceae. The record is from the annotation of a GenBank genome assembly.